UCACCACCAUAUAAUGUGAGAGGCGCCACCAUCAUGUCUGCAGGAGCACACUGAUUUUACAGAGGGCUUUUUGAAAUCUCUUUAUCAUGAUUUUUCAAGCACUUUUUGAGUGUAUGGACUUGUAUAGUUGGCUGCUGUUCAGUUUUGUUGUGUUACUUUUGACUGAUGUGGUCAGAAACUGGAGGCCACACAACUUUCCACCUGGACCCUGGGCUUUGCCUUUUCUGGGAAAUGUCUUCACAGGAGUUGGCUUCAAGACAAUGGAAAAGCUUGCUCAGGAGUAUGGUCCAGUGUUCAGCUUGAGGAGAGGCAGUGAGAGGAUGGUGUUUAUUUCGGGAUACAAGAUGGUCAAAGAGGCUCUUGUUAACCAGCUGGACUGCUUUAUUGAUCGACCUAUCGUCCCUCUCUUUCAUGUUAUCUUCAAGGGCAUUGGCAUAGCUUUGAGCAAUGGUUACCUGUGGAGGAAGCAGAGGAAGUUUGCCAACACUCACCUGCGUUAUUUUGGAGAGGGGCAGAAGUCACUGGAAACAUGCAUUGAAGUAGAAAGCAACUUCAUCUGUGAAGCUUUCAAAGAGGAACAAGGCAUACCAUUCAAUCCCCACUACAUCAUAACAAAUGGAGUGAGUAACAUCAUCUCCUCUGUGGUCUUUGGACAUCGCUUUGAAUACAGUGAUCAAAGCUUUCGCAAGGUUCUUGAGUUGGACAACGAGGCCAUUGUGCUCGCUGGCUCUGCUCAGACUCAGCUGUAUGAUGCCUUCCCCGGCUUGAUGCGGUACCUGCCAGGACCUCAUCAGACUGUCCUCGCAAACUACCAGGAGAUCAUGACUUUCCUGAAGAAGGAAGUAGAGAAGCACCAGGAAGAGUGGAACCCUGAUGACCCUCGUGAUUAUAUCGAUGUAUACCUGGCAGAGAUGGAAAAGAAAAAGGAGGAUCCCCAGGCUGGAUUCAACAUUGAAACCUUGCUGGUUUGCACCCUGGACCUGAUUGAGGCUGGUACAGAAACAACUGCCACAACUUUACGCUGGGCCCUUGUGUACAUGUUGCACUACCCAGAGAUACAGGAGAAAGUCCAGGCAGAGAUAGACAGAGUUAUUGGACAGUCUCGUCAGCCCAACCUGGCUGACAGACCCAACCUGCCUUACACUGACGCUGUCAUCCAUGAGACACAGAGGAUGGGAAAUAUUGUUCCCUUGGGAUUCCCUAAAAUGGCCAGUAAAGACACUACACUGGGAGGAUACUUCAUACCAAAGGGCACAGCUAUUAGCACAAUGCUUGGGUCCGUCCUGCUUGAUAAGAAUGAGUGGGCGACUCCAGAUAUCUUCAACCCUGAGCAUUUCUUGGAUUCAGAGGGCCAGUUUCGCAGGAGGGAUGCUUUCUUGCCGUUUUCAGCAGGUAAACGUGUGUGUUUAGGGGAGCACCUGGCCAAAAUGGAGCUGUUCCUGUUCUUUACAUGUCUCCUUCAACGCUUCACCUUUUCUCCUGUUCCUGGAGAAAUGCCCAGCAUGGAGGCCGUGGUGGGCUUCACCCAUUCCCCCGAAGAGUUCAGGGUGUUAGCUGUGCCCCGCUGAUUUUAAAGCAUUAGUGCUGUACUCUGUCCUCCCACAGAUGUGUUUUGACUUAUUUUGUCUGUGUAGACCUCUUCUUAAAGGACCAGUGUGUAGGAUUUAGUGGCAUAUAGCAGUGCAGUUACAGAUUGCAACCAUUUGAAUAUAGCUCAGCUUUCCAAGUGUGUAGGAGAAACUACGGUGGCCAGGAAAUUUGUGAAAAAUGCAAAAGGGCCUUUCUAGACCCAGUGUUUGUCCAUCCUAGGCUACUGUAGAAACAUGGUGGUUCAACAUGGCGGACUCCUUGAAAGAGGACCCACUCCCUCUGUAGAUUAAAGCAGCUCAUUCUAAGGUAACGAAAAUAUGAUGUUUCUUAUUCUCAGGUGAUUAUACAAAGUACACAAAUGAAAAUAUACCUACCUAAGAAUAUCAUAUAACUGUCAAUAAAUCCUCCUAAAUGUUACGCACUGAACCUUUAGGACAAAAUUGAUUAAUAUUGCCUGUUUGUGUUGUUCCACCUGAUGGGGAAACUUGCCUUACACCCGUAUCAUUAGUGCAUGGAUUUUGGUGACUUCACAGAAAAACAGAACUGUAAACACCUCUGUGAGAGUACCUGGACAUAAAGAUGAAUUUUGAAUAUUACGAAUAAUAGCUCACUGCAAACAUACAAUAUACUAAUACUGUAUUUAUCUAUCUGACAAGCUGUUGGAUCUUUAACAACAUGGUCAUUAACUUAUGACAUUGAUAACCUGUUGAUCCAUUAGGAGUUAUAUAACAGCAAUGCUUAUACAACAGGAGAUUAUGAUAUAUAAUGCAUUAUUAGAUUAUGAUGUCUCAUACAUUAGUUCCACGUGAUUUCUUUCACGUCACAAAAUCAAAUAUCACUUAAACACAAAUUAAAGCCUCAGUUCAAGUCAAGUCUAGAUUAACCUCAAUAUCCAACAUUAACUUAGUGAAAGUAGGAAAAACGAUCCAAAAACUAAACAUUGUUUUCGCUAUUAGCCUCUUUGAUUUUGUUAUGACUAAAUGAUAAAUAUAUUCUGUAUGAAUACGAGCAUUUAUCUUCAUCUAAAGCUAUGAAAUAUAGCAUAUAGUAAAUAGUAAAAGUCUGUUUUAAUUAUGUUUUAUUCUGUUCUUAAAUCAAUAAAGGAUUUUCCCAGA
Dicentrarchus labrax (European seabass) is the source of this 2705-nucleotide messenger RNA. RefSeq names its product cytochrome P450 2J2-like. Gene Ontology annotation, molecular function: oxidoreductase activity, acting on paired donors, with incorporation or reduction of molecular oxygen, reduced flavin or flavoprotein as one donor, and incorporation of one atom of oxygen; iron ion binding; heme binding. The coding region runs from base 87 to 1568 and encodes 493 amino acids. Gene Ontology annotation, biological process: xenobiotic metabolic process. Gene Ontology annotation, cellular component: cytoplasm; intracellular membrane-bounded organelle. The transcript has 9 exons. The record is from RefSeq and is a predicted model, not a curated record. Lineage: Eukaryota; Metazoa; Chordata; Actinopteri; Moronidae.